Saccostrea cuccullata (small rock oyster) is the source of this 1322-nucleotide messenger RNA. RefSeq lists its product as uncharacterized. The transcript is spliced from 2 exons. The coding region runs from base 256 to 1215 and encodes 319 amino acids. Lineage: Eukaryota; Metazoa; Mollusca; Bivalvia; Ostreida; Ostreidae. The record is from RefSeq and is a predicted model, not a curated record.
GCAUUAAUACAAUUUAUUUCACCUCAAAAUAAAUCAGAUUAUUAUAGCAAUGACAACAUUAGUUCACUUGCACCCGAUAAAACUGCGGGAAAAAUUAUUCCUGUACCUGGGUAUUGUGUCGUCAUAAUUUUGACUUUCAUUACGUCACGCUAUACUACAACGGUUGUAAACCUUUUCAUAUUAUCAGCUGUGCGUAAGGGCAGUUUUCAGAAAUUUUCAAAAAUACAGGGAAAAAAUCGUACUAUUUAAAGAAAAAUGCAACCUCGCCAUACGUCACACAAGGCGGAGGCCCAGUUGUCAAAAGGAAAAAGAAAUUUAGCAGGGAAAGCCAGAUUACCAGGAAAAAAGCCGAAAGUUUCCCAAGUUACGACGCAGGGAAUAAGCAUCGAGGAAGUAGCCUCAUCAGUAUCGGAACUAAUCCUCCCUGAAUUGAGACAGACCAUCAAGUCUAUUAUUACGGAGAGGCAAGACGCUACCCUGACAUCGGCACAGCCGCAAAAUGAAGCUUCGCCCGAACACUAUGGAUUUUCAACUAGUACAGUGGCCGCAGGCGACGUAUCUGAACAACAGAUUGACGUUGUAAUUAAUCCAAAACAGCCAGUGGAAAAAGAAGGGCAAGAAAAAAGUGUUUGGAUAGUCGGAUCAUCCAUUAUGAAGUGGGCUUUUCAACGAGCGAGCCUUUCACCCGAAAAAUCUCAUUUGGGUCUUAGACGUCUUAAUUAUCACAUCCUUUGGCAGAGCAAGGGUGGCCUAACUUGGAAAAAACUGAUUCCCCGCAUUCAGCUACUACUAAGGUAUGAACCAUCACCUGAUGUUUUAAUUGUUCACUGUGGUGGUAAUGAUAUAGGUAAUGUGCCUUUACUUGAUCUACGCGUAAUGAUGAAAGAAACAAUUCAAAUGAUUCAGUCUAAACUUCCAAAUACUACCAUGGGGUGGUCUCAUAUUCUUCCCAGAUCUUCAUGGCGCUACAGUAAGAAUGUUAAAUCUCAAAAUCUCGCAGUCAAAAGAAUUAACAGUUUUAUGAGCAAAUUGUUUGUUGUUAAUAAUGGUUUUUACAUCAGUUAUCCCGAGAUAUCUUGGGAUGCUAACGGAUUAUUUGUUAAAGAUGGUGUUCAUCUUUCCGACCUUGGCAAUGACAUUUUUCUAUAUAAUUUACAAAGUAAAUUGCAACAAGUCUGCUCUUCCAAUGGCGAACGUAGGUGCCGGUCAAUUUAAGCGUCGCUCAUCCUCCAAAUUUUUUUGGCGGUGGUUGUUCUCCCUUUGCUAGAACAACCAUGUGGCGAUAUUUCGCGACGCUUUUGGCUUUCAUAGAUUUGAUAGCA